AUGAAGGAUUUUCCUUCUUGCUUUGGUGAAAAUGGCGUUCAAGUUGCGGAUUCAUCGUCUUCAAACUCCGGGAAAAAUGCCCAGAAUUUGGUCACUUGCGUCUACCAGUGUCGUAUUCGGGGAAGAAAUUGCUUGAUCACAGUCACAUGGACUAAGAAUCUGAUGGGUCAGAGUGUAACCGUUGGAGUUGAUGAUUCUUGUAACCAAAGUCUGUGUAAAGUCGAGAUUAAGCCGUGGCUGUUCACGAAACGAAAAGGGUCAAAGAGUUUAGAGGCGUAUUCUUGUAAUAUUGAUGUUUUCUGGGAUCUAUCAUCCGCAAAAUUCGGAUCAGGACCUGAAGCUUUGGGAGGAUUCUAUUUGGGUGUUGUUGUAGACAAAGAGAUGGUUCUGCUUCUUGGUGAUAUGAAAAAAGAAGCUUUCAAGAAGACCAACGCUUCGCCUUCAUCUCUAGGUGCUGUGUUUAUUGCCAGGAAAGAGCAUGUCUUUGGUAAGAGAGUGUUUGCAACAAAAGCUCAGCUUUGCGCGGAUGGGAAAAUCCAUGAUCUUGUCAUUGAAUGUGACACGAGUCUCACUGAUCCUUGUCUCAUUGUUCGUGUGGAUGGAAAGACAUUGUUGCAGGUGAAGCGGCUUAAGUGGAAGUUUCGUGGAAACGAUACAAUAAUUGUUAAUAGAAUGGCUGUGGAAGUUCUAUGGGAUGUUCAUAGUUGGCUCUUUGGGAUGUCUCCGGCGGGAAAUGCCGUGUUCAUGUUCAGGACUUGUCAAUCUAAUGAGAAGAGCUUGUCUUUCUCACAGGACAUGACAACAACGAACUCCAAGUCUCAAAGUUUUGGUUUUUCGUUGAUUCUGUACGCUUGGAAGAACGAGUAG
This is a messenger RNA of Arabis nemorensis, 867 nucleotides long. Lineage: Eukaryota; Viridiplantae; Streptophyta; Magnoliopsida; Brassicales; Brassicaceae. The record is from the annotation of a GenBank genome assembly.